Penicillium malachiteum is the source of this 1311-nucleotide messenger RNA. RefSeq names its product acyltransferase family protein. Lineage: Eukaryota; Fungi; Ascomycota; Eurotiomycetes; Eurotiales; Aspergillaceae. The transcript is spliced from 3 exons. The record is from RefSeq and is a predicted model, not a curated record. Gene Ontology annotation, biological process: polysaccharide biosynthetic process. Gene Ontology annotation, molecular function: acyltransferase activity, transferring groups other than amino-acyl groups. Gene Ontology annotation, cellular component: membrane. The coding region runs from base 1 to 1311 and encodes 436 amino acids.
AUGGCUCCUCCAAAUAGAGCCGACAAUUGGAUCGAUGGUCUUCGGGGUGUUGCCGCCUUGACAGUUGUGACUUAUCACAUCUGCUCAUGCUUUGCAGACUGGCUGAAUUCCCCAGCAACAGAGAAUGGAGAUGUCUAUCUCAUUCAAUACCCAUUCUUUCGGCUGGUUGCUUCUGGACGAUCUGCGGUCGCACUCUUCUUCAUUCUCACCGGCUAUGUGAAUUCAUUCCAUUCACUUAAACAAAUUCGCAAUGGGGAUCAAUCCCUAGUCCUGGCCAAGUUAUCGAAGAAUACUAUCAUUCGAGCUGGGAAGCUCAUCGUACCGACCAACACCGCGAUCUGCCUCACAUGGCUUGUUUGUCAGCUACGCGGAUACGCGAUCGCAAACUAUGCGGGCUCAACCUGGAUCAGGGUAGUUUCGCCUCCUCCGGGUCCUACUUUUGGUGCUGCAAUCAAAAGCCUCGGUCGCAACCUCUUCAUGUUUUGGCAUGAGGGUGACUCACAGUAUGAUCGGACAUAUUGGACAAUCCCAUACUUCCUGAAGGGAUCCCUGUUGGUCUAUCUGACUCUGCUUGCAACAACAUACAUGCGCCCUAGAUUCUCAAAGCUGCUUAUUGUGUUCCUGUUUUGUUUCGCUUGGUCGGGGAGACAAGCCCUGAUGGAGAUUAACAUCUAUGCGGGGAUGUUUCUUGCCGAGUUGAACGCUGACCACGGGCCCAAAGCUACUUCCCUUAUACCAUGGCCCAUCUCGACACUCAUGAUGGUGACCGGUCUAUACCUCUCCUCGUUUCCGGAAGAACAUGCAGAAUGGAUGCCCUGGAGCUUGAAGCUGAACAACAUGGCUGGAUACUUCCUUCCCGAGCACGCUGAAGUAAACCGGUACAUAACAUCCUGCGGUGCCAUUCUAUUCGUCUUCGGCGUGUUCUUCUCCCGGGGAGGUCGCCGAGUACUCGCAUUUCCUUUUUUGAGCUUCAUUGGCCGCAUCUCGUUCCCGAUCUAUCUCCUGCAUAAUACUUUGAUCCGCACAGUCCUAUCUUGGAUGAUUUAUCGGCAAUCUAUUACUGAGAAGGGCCUUUACCCGGUGGAUCAGGAAGACAAGCCGGUAUUGUAUGAGGCGGGUGGGGAUGUAGGAUUUGCAUUUGCAAUGCCCAUAUUUUAUGCCAUCUUGGUCGUUGUUGCAUAUUUAUGGACAGUUUACGUGGAUCCUCCGUGCGGGAAAUUUGUCUCUUGGGCGGGAAAACAAGUCUUCGGGGAGGACGAAGAGUUACAGAGUAUCAGAGACAGGGCUUUGGAUGGGAUCCUCCAGACCUGA